AUGGCGGACGUCCGGUCCAAGCAACCUGUAUCACGAUUACAUCAUCAUCUAACCCGGGCUCCCUCCUCCCAUCCCACAGGCAAUGACCCCGAGCUCGACCCCGACAGAGAACCCUCUCCUCCUACGCGGGCCAUCGAGAAGCCUGCACCCCGCCUCGGCAAGCGCGAUGCCCCGAAGGAGGCUCCUAGCGCCCCUCCCACCGGCCCCCGUGGCGGCGCCCGCGGUGGUCGUGGCGGACGCGUGACCAACGCCAAUGAGGAAGCUUUCCGCGACCGUCAGGCCGGCAGCUACAACAACCGUUCCAGGCCCGUUGAUGAGCACAAGGAGGCUCAGAGGCGCGGCGUCCGGGCACGCGACGACCGCGGUGCCCGUGUUCGCAACGACCGUCACUCGCGCUCUGGUCACACGGAUACGAACAAGCAGAUGGACCAGGGUUGGGGAGCUACCAAGGGAGACUCUGAGUGGACUGAUGAGAAGAUCGGUGAAGCCAUUGCCCGGAGCGAGCAGAAUGAGCCUCAGACGCCUCAUGAGGGUGAGGGUGCCCCUGUUGAGGAGAAGGAGCCGACCGAGAGGACCAAGUCGUAUGCGGAGUACCUCGCUGAGCAGGCUGAGAAGAAGCGCGAGGACCUUGGUGUGAAGGCUGCUCGUCCGCCCAACGAGGGUGUCAAGGUGGACAAGAAGUGGGAGAAUGCCAAGGAGUUCAAGCGUGACGAAGACGAGGAGAACUACAUCAAGGGCAAGGAGGAAAAGACGAAGCGCGAGAAGCCGCGCAAGGAGAAGACCUACCUCGAUGUCGACAUGCGCUUCGUUGAACCGCCUCGCAGCCGCGGAAACGGUAACCGGGGCCGCGGAGGACGCGGCGGUCGUGGAGGCCGUGGUGAUGGAGGUCGCGGUGGCAACCGUGGCGCCCCUGCCGGUCCUACCGUCGACGAGAAGAACUUCCCCAGCCUUGGGUCUAAAUAA
Molecule: messenger RNA, 963 nt
Organism: Rasamsonia emersonii CBS 393.64
Lineage: Eukaryota; Fungi; Ascomycota; Eurotiomycetes; Eurotiales; Trichocomaceae
Product: Telomere and ribosome associated protein Stm1
Exons: 4
Coding region: 1-963 (320 amino acids)
Cellular component (GO): cytoplasm; nucleus
Molecular function (GO): RNA binding
Source: RefSeq, a predicted model, not a curated record